Paraphaeosphaeria sporulosa is the source of this 1236-nucleotide messenger RNA. RefSeq lists its product as uncharacterized. Lineage: Eukaryota; Fungi; Ascomycota; Dothideomycetes; Pleosporales; Didymosphaeriaceae. The coding region runs from base 1 to 1236 and encodes 411 amino acids. The transcript has 2 exons. The record is from RefSeq and is a predicted model, not a curated record.
AUGGCUGCUUGGCCGCCCGCCCGGCACUGCGAUGCGAAGACUGCACCGCAUCCGCUGGCGUUCGGCAUCUGCAGCCUUGGGGACGCUCGAGAGCUUGACCUUGCCGCAGAGGACUGGCAGAGCGACGGACAUGCAGAGGGUGCAAGCGUGCAGCACAGAUUGCAGAGAGAAGGUCUCAUGUGCAUGCAUCUCGCACGGCGGCCCGCAAGCUACGGCCCCGUUCAGGGCACGGCAAUCAGCACCUCCGGCUGGCGGCACGAUCCCAGUGAUGGGCGUUUGCCGUGCUGGAUCGUGCCAGACGGCAACGGUGGAGCAUUCGCAGUGUGCACGCCGUCUGGCAGCAGCUGGGGCGGACGUGUAUUAUGCACCACUCACACAGCAGCGGGACCUUGUCCUGCGUCCGCCGUGACACUAGCAGCGAGGUGCAGAAUCUACAGUUCCAAAGUGGACCCCACUGCAACUCUACGGCAGAAGACCGACACACAAGAGGAAUUGCAGGAUCCUGGGGCGUCUGGCGUGGUCGCCGAGCAGGGCACGCCGGGCACGGCAGUGUCAUGGGAAUUCCAAAGCCGUUUCAACGCUCCGCGAGCUCUGCGCCUCAACAAUUUGCACCAUGCACGCUGCUGGAUGGAGGUGCGGGAUGGAGGGCGAUGCACUGGCACCCGCGCCGACGGACGCGUUCACGUCGUGUGGCUUUUCUGCGUGCCCGCACCGCCGGGCCAGCAACUGCAGGCGGGCGCUCGGCGGACCCGCUCCCCCAUCCUGCGUCGGCGCUCGCUCCGCUUCGGGCAUGCGCGCUGGCAGAGGCUAUAUCAGGGCAUCUGUGCAGCCGCCCUCGCGCCGCGCCGAGUAAGGGAGCAAGCUCAGGGCGUGAGGCGCGCGCAACAGACGCAGCAGCAGCAGCCGCCAGGCGCCCGGCCAAGUGCCGUUCAGCGCUGGCCUCCACUCGACUCGACUCGACUCGACGUCACGGCUCACGGCCCUCGCAAGCCCGGCCAACUCCCUUGCGCCCACCACCUCCCGUGCUGCAGACAUGUCAUCUCAUCCCAUCUCGCGGCAGGCCCCACCUGCUGCAAAGGCGAUCCGUCUUUAGGCGCCACCAGAGCGCGAAUAUUCCAGCCUGCGAUCAGCGCCCGGGAUGCGUGCUCCCACGGCUGGCGCGAGGCCUGCUCCCAGACGGGCCCUCGCGGCGUGCCUUGCCCUGCUCCAUGCUCCCCAGACGCAGCGCUCCCGUGA